GGCUGGGGCGGUAGCUGCGUCCCGGCUCGGAGCCCGCGAACAGGACGAGGAGGAAGACGCCGCCGUGGCCGCGGCCGCAGUGCUCCGGGCGCCACUCGCCCCGAGCAGCGGCCCCGCCGACGACCCCGCUGCCGCUGGCCGCCGCUGAGUCCGACCGGGAGACCGCUCGCAGCUCCCCAGCGCCCUCCCCGCCGGCACCCUCGCGCCCAGAGAAACAUGAUUCCGGUGACAGAAUUCCGGCAGUUCUCUGAACAGCAGCCUGCCUUCCGUGUGCUGAAACCAUGGUGGGAUGUGUUUACCGACUACCUUUCGGUAGCUAUGCUGAUGAUCGGUGUGUUCGGAUGUACUCUGCAGGUCAUGCAAGACAAGAUAAUCUGCCUUCCAAAGAGGGUUCAGCCUUCUCAGAACCACUCUUCCAUCAAUGUCUCUCAGGCAGUUGCCACCACCCCACUGCCUCCCCCUAAACCAUCUCCUACUAACCCUGCCACUGUGGAAAUGAAAGGACUAAAGACAGAUUUGGACCUUCAGCAGUACAGUUUCAUAAACCAGAUGUGUUACGAGCGAGCCCUCCACUGGUAUGCCAAGUAUUUCCCUUACCUUGUGCUCAUCCAUACCCUGGUCUAGCUCUGCCGCAACUUCUGGUUCAAAUUCCCUGGCUCCAGCUCCAUAGAACAUUUCAUCUCGAUCCUGGGUAAGUGUUUUGACUCUCCAUGGACCACCCGGGCUUUAUCUGAAGUGUCUGGGGAGGUCGAAGAAAAGGACAACAGGAAGAACAACAUGAGCAGGUCCAACACCAUCCAGUCUGGUCCGGAAGGCAGCCUGGUCAACGCUCAGUCACUAAAGUCGAUUCCCGAGAAGUUUGUGGUCGACAAGUCCACGGCGGGAGCACUGGAUAAGAAGGAAGGUGAGCAGGCAAAGGCCUUAUUUGAGAAGGUGAAGAAGUUCAGGCUGCAUGUAGAAGAAGGUGAUAUCCUAUAUGCUAUGUAUGUUCGCCAGACUGUACUUAAGGUUAUAAAGUUCCUGAUCAUCAUUGCCUAUAAUAGCGCCCUGGUUUCCAAAGUUCAAUUUACAGUGGACUGUAACGUUGACAUUCAGGACAUGACUGGAUAUAAAAACUUUUCUUGUAAUCAUACCAUGGCCCAUCUGUUCUCAAAACUGUCCUUUUGCUAUCUGUUUGUGAGUAUCUAUGGACUGACGUGCCUUUACACCUUAUACUGGCUGUUCUAUCGUUCUCUCCGGGAAUACUCUUUCGAGUAUGUCCGGCAGGAGACUGGAAUCGAUGAUAUUCCCGAUGUGAAAAAUGACUUUGCUUUUAUGCUUCAUAUGAUAGAUCAGUAUGACCCUCUGUAUUCCAAGAGAUUUGCGGUGUUCCUAUCUGAAGUGAGCGAGAACAAAUUAAAGCAGCUGAACUUAAAUAACGAGUGGACUCCUGACAAACUGAGGCAGAAGCUCCAGACGAAUGCCCAUAACCGGCUAGAAUUGCCUCUCAUCAUGCUCUCUGGCCUUCCAGACACGGUUUUUGAAAUCACAGAGUUGCAGUCUUUAAAGCUUGAAAUCAUUAAGAACGUAAUGAUACCAGCCACCAUCGCACAGCUAGACAAUCUCCAAGAGCUCUCGCUGCACCAGUGCUCAGUCAAAAUCCACAGUGCAGCGCUCUCUUUCCUGAAGGAAAACCUCAAGGUCUUGAGCGUCAAGUUUGAUGACAUGAGAGAGCUGCCGCCCUGGAUGUAUGGGCUCCGGAAUCUGGAAGAGCUCUACCUGGUUGCUCUAAGUCACGAUAUUUCCAAAAAUGUCACUCUUGAGUCUCUGCGGGAUCUCAAAAGCCUUAAAAUUCUCUCUAUCAAAAGCAACGUUUCCAAAAUCCCUCAGGCCGUGGUGGACGUGUCCAGCCAUCUGCAGAAGAUGUGCAUACACAACGACGGCACCAAGCUGGUGAUGCUCAACAAUUUAAAGAAGAUGACCAAUCUGACGGAGCUAGAGCUGGUCCAUUGCGACCUGGAGCGCAUUCCCCAUGCCGUGUUUAGUCUGCUCAGCCUCCAGGAAUUGGACCUCAAAGAAAACAAUCUGAAAUCUAUAGAAGAAAUCGUUAGCUUCCAGCACUUGAGAAAGUUGACAGUGCUCAAACUGUGGCACAACAGCAUCACCUACAUCCCGGAGCAUAUCAAGAAACUCACCAGCCUGGAGCGCCUGGCCUUCAGUCACAACAAAAUAGAGGUGCUCCCUUCCCACCUCUUCCUAUGCAACAAAAUCCGAUACUUGGACUUAUCCUACAAUGACAUUCGGUUUAUCCCACCUGAAAUCGGAGUUCUACAAAGUUUACAGUACUUUUCCAUCACCUGUAACAAAGUGGAGAGCCUUCCGGAUGAACUUUACUUCUGCAAACUUAAAACUCUGAGAUUGGGAAAAACAGCCACUCGUACUUUCCCCGAAAUCGGAAAUUUGUAGUUUCUUUCCUACUUAGACGUUAAAGGCAAUCACUUUGAAAUUCUCCCGCCUGAACUGGGUGACUGCCGGGCUCUGAAGCGAGCUGGGUUAGUUGUCGAAGAUGCUCUGUUUGAAACUCUGCCUUCUGACGUCCGGGAACAAAUGAAAGCAGAAUAACUUAUUUUUCUUUAGAGCUUGACUGACACAUGCUUCUACCAAAUACAGUAUCAAUAAUUAGGUAGUCUUAAUGCCUUUCCUAUUUUAUUUUAUUUUUUUUCUCUUUCACACAAAAUGAAAUGUACACAGAGAUUGAGCAAGGAGUAUGUAUUUUUUAAUAAAAAUUUAAUUGUAUUUUCUCAACAUUAAUAUUUUAAAGUUUUAUUUGUCCUGGAACCUAAUGUAUCUAUUAUUGUUUUCUACUGACAGGAACAGGUGGUUCCAUCUGUUUUUUGUUUUGUUUUUGUUUUUUUUUUUUGGUUUUUUUGUUUUUUUCCUUUUUUUCCAUUCUUGUGAAAGGGAGGGAAUUUUGAGUUGCAUGCUUUUGGUAUUUUUUAAAUAGUCAUUUUGCCAAGGUCAUUUUUAGCUUGUUUACACCUGUACAGAGUCCUUGUUUUGUUUUCAUUGUGUAUGUACCAAGGAAUUUCAGCUAGUUUAUUGUAAUACCAGCUGCCUUCUCCAUUGGCCACGUCCUUCAUCCUACAGAAAAUUUUUCUCUGGAGUGUAAAUUCACAUAAGUGCAUUGUCACAGACGAGUGUUUUUAAAAUUUCUCCUCCUCUCCAAAAGAACCCUAAAUUGUGUUAUUUCAUAUACCUGACAGUGAAAGUUAUCCUUAGGCUAGGAUUUUGUGAGUGAAGACAAUAAUCUUCCAUGGUUGGCUUACUCGAAUCGGUCAUUUGUAAUCUAACUGAUCUGCGUUUUCAACGACGUUUCAAAAAUAUCAUUUAAAAGCAAAAUACAGAGGCCCGCCCCGCCCCUCGCCUUUUAAUCUUAAUAUUGCUAUGUAGUACUGGUGAACAACCUUAGAGAAGCUAGAUUUAUUUUAAUUAAAAUAGAUAAUUAAAUUUAAAAAUCAGAAUCAGAAGCCUGGUUUUUAAGUAAUUUAAUAAUCUCUGAUAUCUUGAUAUGUGGGUACAUCAGAUGGAAAAAAAAAAAUCGCUGCGAAAGCACUCUGUUAAAGGGCUGGCGCACUGUAGUCAGGCGCCCUGAUUGCCCUGGGCGGUGUGGGGUGGUCAUCUAUUCAGAUUCUGCCUGUUACACAAAAUACCCAUAUAUACAGACAUGGAGCUCCCUUAACCCUGCCCUUGCUGCAGAUGCCAGUGAUGCAAGCACAGGAACUUUCUGCUCUCUUUUGGCUUAAAAUAAGCAUCUCAUCUAAAAUGGUUCUUUUACUUUUGUUUCAAAGGGGCGAAUAAAUAGCUAAGCGGAUGUCACUCAACUAAUUUUUGCUUGAUGGUCAGCGGAGCUUUUAUUUAUCUUUGUAUUUAAACCAACAUAGUAUGCACCUUGGGCAAAAUCCAUCACUGAUUCUUACUCUGUUAGAACAGGAAAAUGAAAAGACUAUUUUGUGCCCUCAAUCCAGGAACAGUAUCACCAAUCAUGGGAUUUUUGUUUUACGUAGUGAAUCCAUACGGACUGUUUCCGGAACUCUAGUCUGAUCUAAGAAAGUUUUGUGACUUAACAGCGCAAGAAAAUAGGAAGAUGAUUUGGGGGUUUCAGAACACUGCUUUUAGAAUUUGCUCCUUGGUCCUGGUGAUUUUGCUCAGUGCUGCUUCGAGUCGUAUACAGAACAUUAACUACAGAAACUCCUCAACGGAUACAUGUACCUCAGUCGUGUUUUAAAUGUUAUGAGAUGUCAUGGAGUGAAGGAUUUGGGAAAGAGAUGCUUUUCAUUUGUUUAAUAAUGAAAUCACAUAGUCCAAAGUGCUUUACUGUUUCUGCUCUGUGUUAAAGUGUUCAAAUGGUGAUUUUGUAUAACUGAUUUAUUUCCCACUGGAACUGAAAUGAUAUGUUUAAAAUAGUAACAUGGUUAUAUUUCUUGUAUGAUAAAAUAUUCAAUUCCAGAAUAUGGUGAGGAUCCUGAUUAUGAACGAUGUGUUGUAUUUAGAAACAUAGCCCUAUUUUGUUUUAAGCAAACAAAAGACCUGGAAGAUUCUCCAUGGCCGAGCAUGACAAAAGUACCCUGUUGAAAGGUAAGCUUAAAUAACUACUGGUAAAACACUGGGUGCACUAUAUUUCUGGACAAAAUUUAUAGUUAUUUUCUAUGUCACCCUUCAAAAGGGAUCUAUUCAGGUUAAAAAUCAUAUUUAUGCUGAAGUGUUUAUCUGGUGUUAAUUCAUAAUCUCAUAUGGGUUCAUAACUGAAGUAAGGCACUAAUAAGUAGUUUUCUCACUUGUAAUAAUUUGUUCACAAUUCCAAGAGACUUUGAUCUGCUUUCUUAAUGAUGUCACAGGCUGACCCCAAACAUAAAUUCUAAAUAACAUCCAGUAAAUCGGUAUUGCUCUAUGACUUUAUGUUUUAACUAAGAAGGAAAAUUCAUAGAUGUUUCUAUUAGAUUUUAUAAAAAUUCAAAAGUCUCAAAUGUCAUCUUGAGUCUCAAUUUUCUGACUCUGGCCCUUCUUAAUAUUGUAAGGUUUUGUUCACAUUUAUAAGCAAAAAGUAUUCAAUUACGUUUAGCCUUUAAAUGGGAAACUCAGGUAAACGAACUGCUGACUUUUCUAAAGUCCUUUAAUGGAUCAACUCAGUGUAAAAGGGGUAUUUACCUAAUCCCUUUCUGUAUUUUACAAGUGCUCUUGCUAACAAGAAACAAACUAGCUCUUUUUCUCCAACCUCUAUAGGAUUCAUGAGAAACUGCUUAUGUAAAUAUAAAAGCACCAUAUGUAAUCAUAACUCCUAUGGCUGCUUGACGCCCAUGAUGGGUAUGCUUUUUGGUCAGUUUUAAUGGUUAAGUAUCAAACAGCUUAUUUGUCUGGUGAUGGUCUGGUUGAAACAGAACAUAUAAGUAUAUCCCAAUGGAACUCACACCUAAGGAGACCACACCUCAGAAACUAGUCAUGUGUUAGGUUUUUGUUUUGUUUUGUUCUUAACACAACAUUUUUAAUAUAAAUGUUCUUGAUACAGUGAAACCUGUUACUUACAAUUGUAAAUUUUUUCUUAUUGUUCACGCACCUCUUCCCUGCUGUUACAUUUCCUAUGUAGCUACUGUAAAGAGUUCGAACAAUUCACAUGGCAUCCUGUUCAGCAGGCACUGCGUUUUCAGAAAGCCUUGGAAAAUAUGCCUGCUAUGAGUAUUUUGUUCAUUCAGAGGUUCCACUUUAUUUGCCUCUCAAGCCGUCUUCAUGAAAGAGCAUCUUAAACCUCCUGGAUUCUUUCUUGGGCUACUUGGUAUGAGGAAAGCCCAAGUUCUUGCAAUAUGCUAUCUUAUGAUUUCUGAUAUUAAGAAAGAGAAGACAAAUUCUUUACAUCUCUUCUUACCAUUUCCCCCAAGAAGAGUUUUGCUGUUGUUUAUUUUUCUAAUUCUUGUUUUAAAAAGUCCAUUUAUAAGUAGUUUAUUUUACUUUCUAAUUUCAUGCCAAAUACCUGAUCCAUAGUAAUGAUGUAUUUACUUAAACAGUGAACAUUCAUGAUCCAUCUUUAUGAAAAUGGUCAGCAGUACUUAGUAGUGAAUACAUAAGAUACAUUUUAAUAUAAUUUCAACUCGUGUUGUAUUAAUUCUGAAAGUGACCACGCUGGUCAAGCAGUUCACAUUUUUGGUAGGAUCUCAAUAAUUCACAGUAGGGUCCAAUAGCAGCCUUAAGUUAGUAAAACAAAGGAACAAAACAGAACAGUGAGCAGUGAGGGGAAUGCCUCAAGAGUCUGUAAGGUAUUCUCAUCUUUUCUUGUCUAUUCAGACCCGUUGUAGGAAAAUUUGGACAGUCUCAGCCAGGCCUGCCAUUGAUUUUUCAGAUUUAGGCCUCAGUGACAUGCUUCUAAUACAAUUUCAUACUAGCUUUCAAACUAGGUGUCCACUCUUACUCCUUUCUCCCAGAGCCACACACUGACAAAAGUUAACAUCCUGAAGUUCAUUCUGGGGAAAGGAAAGAGUGUCCUCCUGCCCCCAAGGAAUUUUUUUUUUUUUAAAUCAGAAGACCUUGAAAAAGGGUACUUUGAAGAGCUUAAUUUGUUGGCCGUGUUAAGUAACAGUUCCUCUGCAUGGUUUUUAACGUGGUAUAAAUUGGCUUUCUGCGGAAUACUAGUCUCUCUCCCACCUGAUCCUGCCUCUUCAAUGAAUAUCUUUACUGGGGUUGAAACUCAUAAUGCCUUAUGUGCUCACUCAGUUGUUGUUUGUUUGUUUGUUUGUUCUUCCUACGACUUGUUUUCUCUCACUGUCUCUAUGUGUUCAGAUUGUGUCAAAUGCUGGUAAACCUCUAAGAUUGUCAAGGAAAUGCUUGAAAGUUGAUUUGUCACAGUGCGAAUUCAUGAUAAAAUGUCUUAGUGUUAUUUGGCUAUGUAGUACAUAGGAACGGAAAAUAACUUAAAUAAAGACAUUUUUGUAAUUUAAAA
This is a messenger RNA of Lynx canadensis (Canada lynx), 6964 nucleotides long. RefSeq names its product leucine rich repeat containing 8 VRAC subunit C (gene LRRC8C). NCBI's taxonomy places the organism in Eukaryota, Metazoa, Chordata, Mammalia, Carnivora, Felidae. The record is from RefSeq and is a predicted model, not a curated record. Gene Ontology annotation, molecular function: protein binding.